Messenger RNA from Dichomitus squalens LYAD-421 SS1, 417 nucleotides. RefSeq lists its product as uncharacterized. NCBI's taxonomy places the organism in Eukaryota, Fungi, Basidiomycota, Agaricomycetes, Polyporales, Polyporaceae. The record is from RefSeq and is a predicted model, not a curated record. The coding region runs from base 169 to 393 and encodes 74 amino acids. The transcript is spliced from 2 exons.
GGAAAUCAUGGCUUACAGUAGUUGCAUAGCCUCCAAAUCCGGACAAUCCUUCACGCGCUCACCGCACAAAAUGUCCUCCAUCCCCAGACGAUUCAGAUGCCUACGAAUACCUAUUGACUAACCGCUGACCUAAUGGUCAGAUCUGAGUCCUUUCUGGCUCAAUCCAUAAUGGGUCGUUCAAGUAUUCCCGACUGGGCUCCAUACAGGCGUAUGAGUCCGCUUUUGUGGCUUUGGUUCGUCAUCCGCUCGACCUGGGUCAUGACCGUGCUGGACAACCCUUUAUCGUGGUUCCUCGGGUUCCGCGGUGCGAAGAAUUGGUUUGACGACAUUGAAGGUAGGUUGUAUAACCUCCAGAGCAGUAUAGCGACGGCUGUGCUCAAGGGCGCCUCAUAGGGCCUUUCUUCCUCCAAGGCGCAC